ACGUCCCCGGGACCGGGGAGGGGUCACGUGAGCGAUCAGCCCGGUUCGGCUCGGGUUGCCUCUUUGCAAAACUUGGCGCCCGCGUUGCCCGCUUUGCAGGACGCGCAGCUGCCAUGGCCGCGGUGGGGAAGGCGCUGUCGCCCCCCUACCUGCCCCCGGGACUUGCCGGCGAAAGCAGCGUGAACAGGGCCAGUUUUCUGGGGCCCCGAAUCCCUCCCCAGGUGGAAGCCAUGGCGAAGAGCCUCCAGGAGCUAGAAAAGGACGUUUUCCGGAAACUCCUAAAAGCCACCAUCAGCGCAUUGGAAGGAAAGGAGUGUCAAGAGUCGGUAAAGAUGAUUGCUGAAAACGCUAAUCUGUCAGAUGAGCAGCUUGCGAUCCUUGUAUCUGGCAUGUACACCCUGCUCCGUGAAGCUUUGAGGCUUCCUGCAUCUUCUCUCAAACAAGAAGUGUUCAAAGAAGAUUUGAAAUUUCUCAGAGUACCAGAGGAGUUCAUUGCUGAUUUUGCAACAGUGGUCUUUGGGAACAGGCGCCCCCUUCUUGAAGCUGCGCUUCAGAAGCAUGGGAACAGGCUUCCCAGAAUUGAAGACUUCAAGUGGCGGGUCGAUGUUGCCAUUUCAACCAGCUCUCUGGCUCGUGUUUUGCAACCAUCCAUUUUAAUGCGGCUGAAGCUCUCUGACGGAUCCACUCAUUGCUUUGAAGUCCCAGUUGCAAAAUUCCAAGAAUUAAGGUACAACAUUGCUCUCAUCUUAAAGGAGAUGAAUGACAUAGAGAAAAGAAGCAUUCUGAAGAUACAGGACUGAACAUUUUCUUAAAAAUAUCAGGUUUUCAACACAGGAAGAAUUACACUCAGAUGCACAGAAAACACGAGGACACCUUUUUGGGAUUACAUGUGUUGUUAACACAAUCUUACAGAAGCUGGCUGUACAUUUUUUUAUUAUUUUUUAUUAUUAUUUUCUUGGUCAAAAACUGCUUGUUAGAAUGUUUUUACAUGAUUUUUUUUUUAACUUUGAAUUCUGCGUAUAAACGUUAAUAGCAUAAUUCCUAUUGACUUAACCCCCUUUUGUAUGAUUCAUCCAAACAUUUUAAAAAUAACUAUCCUAAUGGACACAGAGCCUUUUCAAAUGAACUAUGAUUCAUCUUCCUGGUUUA
Messenger RNA from Candoia aspera, 1149 nucleotides. It is a transcript of the gene COMMD5, whose product is annotated as COMM domain containing 5. The coding region runs from base 114 to 800 and encodes 228 amino acids. The record is from RefSeq and is a predicted model, not a curated record. Lineage: Eukaryota; Metazoa; Chordata; Lepidosauria; Squamata; Candoiidae. Gene Ontology annotation, cellular component: nucleus. The transcript has 7 exons.